CCCUUCUCUCUCUUUUUUUUUUUUUUUUUUUUUUUUUCUUACUUUUUAUAUAUAUAUACAUAUAAAAAAAAAUGUAUCGUUUAUCAACACUUGGUAGAGUGUCACUUAGACCUACUAUCCGCGCUGUACCUCAAAUUGCUCGUCAGUCUUUACUUCGUUCUUCUGUUGCACCUUUCCACACCACCAGAACACGUUUCGCUGCACCCGAGUCUAACGAUGGUUUCUUACAUGGAAACUCUGCCAACUAUAUUGAAGAAAUGUAUGAAGCUUGGUUAAGAGAGCCUUCUUCUGUUCAUUUAUCUUGGCAGGUAUAUUUCAAAAACAUGGCCAACGGUGCCUCUCCCAGUCAAGCCUAUACACCUCCUCCUACUUUGGUUCCCUCUGCCAGUGCUCGUUUGCCUGUUUUACCCGGUGACGGUCUUGCCGGUGCUGGUUCUUCUGAAGUCAUUGACCAUAUGAAGAUCCAACUUUUAUCCAGAGCUUAUCAAGUCCGUGGACAUCAUAUUGCCAACUUGGAUCCUCUCGGUAUCCAACACGCUGAUUUAAACUCUUCUACUCCUCCCGAAUUAGCUCACACUUACUACGGUUUCAAGGAUGCUGAUCUCGAUAGAAGCUUCACUAUCGGUCCCGGUAUCUUACCUGCCUUCACCAAGACUGGUACUACCCUUACUCUCCGUGAAAUCAUUGAUCAUUUGAAGAAGAUUUACUGUGGUUCUAUCGGUGUUGAGUACAUUCACAUUCCCGAUCGUGCUCAAUGUGACUGGAUCCGUGAACGUAUUGAAACUCCCGAACCUUACAAGUACUCUGUUGCCGAGAAGCGUGUUAUCUUGGAUCGUUUAACUUGGUCUGACAGUUUUGAACGUUUCGUUGCUUCCAAGUAUCCCUCUGAGAAGCGUUUCGGUCUUGAAGGUGGUGAGACUUUGAUCCCCGGUAUGAAGGCCAUGAUUGAUCGUUCCGUUGAUCUUGGUGUUGAGUCCAUUGUUAUUGGUAUGCCUCAUCGUGGUCGUCUUAACGUUCUUUCCAACGUUGUCCGUAAGCCUGCCGAAUCCAUCUUCUGUGAAUUCAGCGGUGCCCUUCAACCCUCUGAGGAAGGAUCUGGUGAUGUUAAGUACCAUCUUGGUAUGAACUAUGUUCGUCCUACUCCCUCUGGUAAGCGUGUUGCUCUUUCUUUAGUUGCCAACCCUUCUCAUUUGGAAGCUGUUGAUCCCGUUGUUCUCGGUAAGACCCACGCUCUUCAAUUCUACGGUAAGGAUAACAAGGGUGACCAUGCCAUGGCUGUCUUGAUCCAUGGUGAUGCUGCUUUUGCCGGUCAAGGUAUCAUCUACGAAACCAUGGGUUUCAACGAUCUUCCCUCUUACUCCACUGGUGGUACCAUCCAUGUUGUUGUUAACAACCAAAUUGGUUUCACUACCAACCCUAGCUCCAGUCGUUCUACUCCUUACUGUACUGAUAUUGCCAAGGCUAUCAAUGCUCCCAUCUUCCAUGUCAAUGGUGAUGAUGCUGAAGCCGUUACCUAUGUCAUGCAAUUGGCUGCUGACUGGCGUCAAACCUUCCACAAGGAUGUUGUCAUUGAUUUGGUCUGUUACCGUAAGCACGGUCACAACGAGACUGAUCAACCCAUGUUCACUCAACCUCGUAUGUACAAUGCUAUUGCUAAGCAAACUCCCGUUGCCGAAAUCUACGAAUCUCAAUUGAAGAAGGAAGGAUCUUUGACCGAUUCCGAUAUCAAGGAUAACAAGAAGCGUGUUUGGGAUCUCCUCGAAGAAAGUUAUAAUCGUAGCAAGGAUUACAAGCCUGCCACCAGUGAAUGGCAAUCUAGUUCUUGGCCUGGAUUCAAGUCCCCCAAGGAAUUAGCUGAGGAGAACUUACCUCAUUACCCUACUGGUGUCGCUCUUGAGUCUCUCCAAAAUGUCGGUAAGGCCAUGACCACUCUCCCUCACAACUUCAACAUCCAUCGUAACUUGAAGCGUAUUCUUCAAAACCGUGAAAAGUCUUUGGAGGAAGGUAAGGAUAUUGAUUGGGCCACUGCUGAAGGUUUGGCUUGGGGUACACUCCUUGCUGAAGGUAAGCACAUCCGUGUGUCUGGUCAAGAUGUUGAGCGUGGUACUUUCUCUCAACGUCACUCCGUUCUUCACGACCAAAAGGAUGGUAGCAAGCAUACUCUCUUGAACCACAUCAGCCCUGAACAAGGUGUUCUUUCCAUCUCCAACUCUUCCUUGUCUGAAUAUGGUGUCCUUGGUUUCGAAUUGGGUUACUCUCUUGUCAACCCUGACUCUCUCGUUGUCUGGGAAGCUCAAUUUGGUGAUUUUGCCAACACAGCCCAAGUGAUUGUUGAUCAAUUCUUGGCCUCUGGAGAACAAAAGUGGCUCCAACGUACUGGUUUAGUUAUGUCUCUUCCUCACGGUUAUGACGGUCAAGGUCCUGAGCAUUCUUCUUCCAGAAUUGAACGUUACCUCCAAAUGUGUGAUGAUAACCCAGAAGUCUAUCCUUCUCCCGAAAAGUUGUCUAGACAACAUCAAGACUGUAACAUGCAAGUUGUUUACCCUUCUACUCCUGCUCAACAGUUCCAUGUCUUGCGUCGUCAAAUCUGUCGUCAAUUCCGUAAGCCCUUGAUCAUGCCCUUCUCCAAGUCUCUUCUUCGUCAUCCUCUUGCCAAGUCCAACUUGAAUGAAUUGGUUGGUGAUACUCACUUCCAACUUUACUUGCCUGAAGAACACCCCGAACAUCUUGUCGAGCCCGAAAAGAUCACCAAGCACAUCUUGUGUAGUGGUCAAGUGUACUAUGCCCUUUUGAAGGCACGUGACCAAAACAAGAUGAACGACAUUGCCAUUUCUCGUGUCGAACAAUUGAACCCCUUCCCUUAUGAGCAAGUGAAGGAUCAUGCUGAUAAGUAUCCUAACGCUGAGAUUGUCUGGUGUCAAGAAGAACCCUUAAAUAUGGGUGCCUGGCAACACGUCCAACCUCGUCUUGUUACCUCUUUAUCUCAAACCGAACAUCAUGCUGGUAAGACUCCUCGUUAUGCUGGUCGUGCUCCUUCCGCCUCUGUCGCCACAGGUCACAAGAAGAAGCAUUAUCAAGAAGAAUAUGGUCUUUUAGCCAAGGCCUUGACUGGUGAAGCUAGUCAACCCAAGGAAGUUACCCAAGGUGUCCCCAUUUGGUAAACAAACAGACUCUUUUUUUUUUUUUUUCCCUAGAUUUUCUAUAUAAAAAAAAAAAAAAAAAAAUAGCCUUUUUUUUUACCUCUCUCUUUUUCAUAAUUCAUCCCCCUCUCCCCCUUUUUUAAAAAAAAAAACUUUGCCAAAUAAACUGUAUAUCGUCGGGUUAUGUUUUAUUCUAC
Mucor mucedo is the source of this 3337-nucleotide messenger RNA. RefSeq names its product oxoglutarate dehydrogenase, E1 component. Gene Ontology annotation, molecular function: thiamine pyrophosphate binding; oxoglutarate dehydrogenase (succinyl-transferring) activity. Gene Ontology annotation, cellular component: oxoglutarate dehydrogenase complex; mitochondrion. Bases 72 to 3161 code for a protein of 1029 amino acids. The record is from RefSeq and is a predicted model, not a curated record. NCBI's taxonomy places the organism in Eukaryota, Fungi, Mucoromycota, Mucoromycetes, Mucorales, Mucoraceae. The transcript is spliced from 3 exons. Gene Ontology annotation, biological process: tricarboxylic acid cycle.